AUGUCCGACCGCGAGUUUGGCGCUAACGAUGACUUGUCGCUACCAAAGGCGACCGUACAAAAGAUUGUCCAAGACAUCCUGGCCAGCGAGCCUGGCAUGACAUUUGCAAAAGACUCGCGCGACCUCCUAAUCGAAUGCUGCGUCGAGUUUAUUACCCUCAUCUCAUCCGAAGCAAACGAGAUUGCGGAAAAGGACGCGAAGAAGACGAUUGCAUGCGAGCACGUCAAGGCUGCGCUCGAGGAGCUCGACUUUGGCGACUACGUCCCCGCUAUCCUUGAGAACCGCGAGAAGAAGCAGACAAAGAUCGAGCAGAGCGGCAUGACCGAGGAGCAACUCAUCGCAGCUCAGGAAGAGCUUUUCAAGACGGCCACCAACAAGUUCAACGCGCCACCAGCGUGA
Molecule: messenger RNA, 399 nt
Organism: Pyrenophora tritici-repentis Pt-1C-BFP
Lineage: Eukaryota; Fungi; Ascomycota; Dothideomycetes; Pleosporales; Pleosporaceae
Source: RefSeq, a predicted model, not a curated record